GCCGGGUCAGCUGAUCCCCCAGUGCGGAACUAGGCUCCCGGCCCGAGCUGCCCGCGGCUGCCGCGCUCCUGCUCCCUGCUCCGCGCCCCGCACUCGGUGCCGUGCGCCCGCCCCGUCGCCAUGGCCGGGCUUGUUGUCAGUGGAACUCAAGUGUCCUACAUAGGCCAGGACUGCAGAGAAAUUCCAGAGCACCUCGGCAGAGACUGUGGACAUUUUGCAAAGAGGCUUGAUCUGAGCUUUAACCUUCUGAGGUCACUGGAAGGACUGAGCGCGUUCGGGAGCCUGGAGGAACUCAUCUUGGACAACAAUCUGCUCGGGAACGACCUCGUGUUGCCAGGGUUACCCCGGCUCCAUACCUUAACCCUCAACAAGAACCAAAUCACUGACUUGGAGUGUCUGCUUGAUCACCUGGCAGAAGUGACGCCAGCUCUGGAGUACCUCAGCCUGCUGGGGAAUGUGGCAUGUCCCAACGAGCUGGUCAGCCUGGAGAAGGAUGAGGAAGACUACAAGAGGUACAGAUACUUUGUUCUGCACAAGCUGCCCAAUUUGAAGUUUCUGGAUGCCCAGAAAGUCACCAAACAAGAACGAGAGGAAGCUUUGGUCAGAGGAGCGUUCAUGAAGGUGGUGAAACCCAAGGCUUCCAGUGACAGUGUUGCUGUCUCUCCAGAAUGUUACUACACACCCUUGCCGUCUGCUUCCAGGGAACUCACCAGUCACCGAGGUGUCCUGGGAAAGUGUCGCUAUGUUUACUACGGGAAAAACUCGGAGGGCAACAGGUUUAUCCGAGAUGACCAGCUCUGAAGAAACAUGAGGUCAUUCCAGCCUGGGACAGAUUGCCCAAGAGAAGAGGGAAGAUGGACAGAUAAGUGAUUGAAAAUCUGACUUGCCUUUCAUAUCAAAAGAAGACUUCACCUUCUGGAAACAAGGAACUCUUUGUGGUAUGGCAGUGGGACUGCUGGUGGGACAGAACCGUCUCCUGGAAUGGGUAAGAGCUCUGUUACAUUCACCUGGCCUCCUAGUUGCCUCUUCAGCAUCACCUCCUUUCCUCACCAGCUGUGCCCUUCAGGUUCCAGCCAUCACCUCCAUUUCCCCCAGUGGCAUCUAUCUGCCUGUUGCCUCCAGGUCUGUAGACAUUCUCUCUUCCUGCCUC
This is a messenger RNA of Camelus dromedarius (Arabian camel), 1150 nucleotides long. RefSeq names its product leucine rich melanocyte differentiation associated (gene LRMDA). The coding region runs from base 121 to 801 and encodes 226 amino acids. NCBI's taxonomy places the organism in Eukaryota, Metazoa, Chordata, Mammalia, Artiodactyla, Camelidae. Gene Ontology annotation, molecular function: protein binding. The transcript is spliced from 8 exons. The record is from RefSeq and is a predicted model, not a curated record. Gene Ontology annotation, biological process: melanocyte differentiation.